AUGGCAGCAACGGGAGCGGAGCGGGCGGUACUGGAGGAGGAAUUCCGCUGGCUGCUGCACUCCGAGGUGCAUGCCGUGCUGAAGCAGCUGCAGGACAUCCUCAAGUGCUAGGCGCAACGGUGCAGACAAGGCCCCCGCCUCGGGGAACAAAAUCUAAUCACGGCCUCAACGAAGCCGCACCCAGCUAGCACCAGCAGAUAUGCGAGUGCAGUGAGUUCCUGGAACCGGCAAGAGCCCCUAAAGCAAGCCCUACAGCUCCAGCAAGGAAGGCUUGCUUUGAAGCAGUGACAUCUACUUUGAGAGCUAAGGAUUCCUCCUCUCCCCCCCAGUGAAAUCUCAUCCAAGCUACUCAGCCUCUCUGGGCCUCUCUUUCAUCAAUUACAAAAAUAGGAGGCUUCUCUGCGCUUCACUCUGCCAGGUUCUGGCACUGAGAGUCCUGCCAAGCAGGAGAACUUCAUCCUGGGCAGCUGUGGGGAGGUGGGUGUGCAGUGCAUCCUGGACCAGCCAGCCGUAAGCCAGCAGUGGGAAGAGCAGCCAAUGGCGGGAAGAGGGGCCAGCGGCAGGUCCCGUCUGACCCUCACAUGUUGUAGCACAGACCAGGUGAAGGGCGUGCUGACUCUGCAGGGAGAUGCCCUCAGCCAGGCGGAUGUGAACCUGAAGAUGCCCAGGAACAACCAGCUGCUACACUUGGCCUUCCGAGAGGAUAAGCAGUGGAAGCUGCAACAGAUCCAAGAUGCCAGAAACCAUGUCAGCCAAGCCAUUUACCUCCUUGCCCACCGAGAUGAGAGCUACCAGUUCAAGACAGGUGCUGAAGUCCUCAAGCUCAUGGAUGCUGUGAUGUUGCAGCUGACCAGAGCCCGAAACCGGCUCACCACCCCAGCCACUCUCACCCUGCCCGAGAUCGCAGCCAGCGGCCUCACGCGGAUGUUUGCUCCUACCCUGCCCUCCGACUUACUGGUCAACGUCUACAUCAACCUCAACAAGCUCUGCCUUACAGUGUACCAGCUACACGCCCUGCAGCCCAACUCCACCAAGAACUUCCGCCCAGCUGGAGGCGCAGUGCUGCACAGCCCAGGGGCCAUGUUCUCUGCCAGCAGCUCAAGGACAAGGCAGCUAGGCCACGGUGCCACUUGGAGCCCUGCUCUCCCCAGCACUGACCUGGACCUCACCCGGGGCCUUGGAGGGGCUGAACACAUCCCCAGCAUUCUGCUGACCAUCCCCUCCCUUCGCAGAUCUCCGUGUUCUCCAGCUACUGGAGCUACAGACCUUUCUGAGCAGCGUCCCCCAGGAGCCUGUCCCCUGGGAGGGUGGCUCCUGCCCACAGAAUGCCUUUCCCCACCUACACAGUCCUCAGAGUGUUAUUUAUCUCCCUCACCCACCCUGCCCCAUUCGCUUGCAUUGCUGUGGUCAGACCCAGGAGUAUUAAUUAGGAGGAAGGACACUCACUGGUUUCGUGUUUGGUUGAGGUUUUGUGUCAGGAAGGUGGAGCCAAGGGGUGGCCACACUCCCAGCCCUGCCCUCCAAGGCAGCAUGGGAACCUUUGGACUGCUGGUGGCCAAGCCAGGCCUUUUCCUCCUCUCCAGCUGCCCCCGGGUGGUGGGGGCCACUCAGCUCCUGCUGAGGGAGGUUGUGGGUGGGGCCCUGAGCUGUGAGUUGGGAGGGAAGGAAAAGGGGCAGUGUGCUGAGCUGCCCUGUGAAUGAGCUGAAAAGCUGGGAUGUUUGUUCUGAAGCCUCAACACACAGCCUGUAAAAAAUAAAGAUCAUCAGACUUUGCCUGGAA
Molecule: messenger RNA, 1780 nt
Organism: Heterocephalus glaber (naked mole-rat)
Lineage: Eukaryota; Metazoa; Chordata; Mammalia; Rodentia; Bathyergidae
Source: RefSeq, a predicted model, not a curated record